This is a messenger RNA of Brugia malayi, 618 nucleotides long. RefSeq lists its product as uncharacterized. The record is from RefSeq and is a predicted model, not a curated record. The transcript has 5 exons. Lineage: Eukaryota; Metazoa; Nematoda; Chromadorea; Rhabditida; Onchocercidae. Bases 1 to 618 code for a protein of 205 amino acids.
AUGUGUAGUUAUACUAUAUUGCCAGCUCAUUUUACUGAUGCUAAUUAUCAUAGACGUUGCGGAAUUCAUGUUCAGACAUUAUUGUUAUGCCAUGAACCGAUCACUGGACUUAUCACUGUAGCAGCAAUUUUAAUUGGUGUUAUUUUAUUAAUUAAUCCAAGCCUUCAUCGUAAAACUUCAUUAUACAAUCAGUUUUUUCAUCAUUAUGCACGAGUAAGAGCUAAUCAUUACUUAUUACUUUAUCGAAUAGCUAUAGCUUUAUGGAUUGCUAUACAUAUUAUCCAUAUAAUUACCAUUAUUACUAGCAUUUUAGCUACACAAUUUAUUCGACCAGAAUUGCUAUACCCUCAGCUUAUCAUACUUAUCAUAUCAGUGGGAUUCUACACAUUUAGUCUGUUAUGCAUUAUAACAAUGAAUUUUAUCGGUUCAAAUGUCAUCUGGAUAGCACCACUUGUUGCUUCAUUUUUCUGCUUUUUUACUUCAACAAAUUUAUAUCUCCUUGUAUUGACUCAUCGAUAUGUAUCUGAUCGUCGAGAAGCAUUACAAAAAAUAUUGCGAAGUGCAAAAACGGUAACAUUCAAAGAUAUUCGAUCAUCGAUCAAACAAUACGAAGAAUAA